Messenger RNA from Gastrolobium bilobum, 1892 nucleotides. Its product is annotated as L-ascorbate oxidase homolog. The transcript has 8 exons. The coding region runs from base 30 to 1655 and encodes 541 amino acids. Gene Ontology annotation, molecular function: copper ion binding; oxidoreductase activity. The record is from RefSeq and is a predicted model, not a curated record. NCBI's taxonomy places the organism in Eukaryota, Viridiplantae, Streptophyta, Magnoliopsida, Fabales, Fabaceae.
CUCUAAAUUUUGAUUACGAGCGAGCGAAAAUGGCGCUCAACUUAGCCUCUAUGCUGUUAUUCGUUAUUAUUUCACUCUUUGCCAUCACUCUUGCUGAAGAUCCCUACAGGUUCUUCAACUGGAACAUUACAUAUGGAGACAUUUAUCCCCUCGGUGUUCGCCAACAAGGAAUACUUAUCAAUGGUCAAUUCCCAGGUCCAGACAUUCAUUCUGUUACCAACGACAACCUUAUUAUCAAUGUUUUCAAUAGCUUGGACGAGCCCUUUCUCCUAUCCUGGAACGGGAUCCAGCAGAGAAGGAACUCGUAUGAGGAUGGGGUUUUCGGGACAACAUGCCCCAUCCCACCGGGGCAGAACUUCACUUACAUACUUCAAGUGAAAGAUCAAAUUGGGAGCUUCUACUACUUCCCAUCUCUUGCAUUCCAUAAAGCCGCUGGUGGUUUUGGUGGCAUUAGGAUCCUCAGCAGACCAAGAAUUCCUGUCCCCUUCGAUGAUCCCGCCGGUGAUUACACUGUCCUAAUUGGAGAUUGGUACAAAUCCAACCACACGGAUUUGAAGGCCCAACUUGAUAGCGGUAAGAAGCUGCCUUUCCCUGAUGGAAUCCUCAUUAAUGGUCGUGGGCCUAACGGAGCUUCUCUCAAUGUGGAACAAGGAAAGACUUACAGGCUUAGAAUAUCAAAUGUGGGGUUGGAACAUUCUCUUAACUUUCUCAUACAGAACCACAAUUUAAAGGUGGUAGAAGUGGAAGGAACACACACCCUUCAAACUACUUACUCCUCCCUUGACGUUCACGUGGGCCAAUCUUACUCGGUUCUAGUAACCGCGGAUCAACCUGCUCAGGACUAUUACAUUGUGGUUUCCACUCGAUUUACGUCCCCAGUGCUCACCACCCCUGGAAUUCUUCGCUAUAGCAACUCUGCAGGCCCAGUAUCAGGCCCACCCCCUGGUGGACCUACCAUCCAAAUUGAUUGGUCCUUGAACCAGGCCCGCUCCAUCAGGACUAACCUGACAGCAAGUGGACCGAGGCCAAACCCGCAAGGCUCCUACCAUUACGGUCUUAUAAACACAACCAGGACCAUCGUAUUGUCGAGUUCAGCUGGUCAAGUGAAUGGCAAGCAAAGAUAUGCAAUUAACAGCGUGUCUUAUGUUGCCCCAGACACUCCUCUUAAGCUCGCUGACUACUUCAAAAUCUCGGGCGUUUUUCGUGUGGGAAGCAUAUCGGACAGACCCACUGGCGGUGGCGUUUACGUUGACACAUCUGUAAUGCAAACUGACUAUAGAACAUUUGUGGAGAUUGUCUUCCAAAAUGAUGAGGACAUCCUUCAGAGCUAUCAUCUUGAUGGCUACUCUUUCUUCGUGGUUGGUAUGGAUGGAGGACAGUGGACAUCUGCUAGCAGGAAUGGGUACAAUCUUCGAGAUGCGGUUGCGCGUUGCACCACUCAGGUAUAUCCCAAGUCAUGGACUGCUAUAUAUGUGUCACUUGACAAUGUGGGAAUGUGGAACUUGAGGUCUGAAUUUUGGGCACGGCAAUAUCUUGGCCAACAGUUUUAUAUGCGCGUUUAUACAACAUCAACCUCAAUCAGAGAUGAAUAUCCUAUUCCAAAGAAUGCACUUCUUUGUGGUAAGGCAAGUGGGAGACACACACGCCCUCUCUAAGCUAGCAAACGCCUGAAGGAUCCCACGCUUGGGCAGGGAAGGCAUUCUAGCCUUGGAAUAUGAAAAGAAGUCAAUUCUUUACCUUCUGAUUUUGAUUUUAUUGUUCGGUGAUUUUGGUAAUUUAUGAUGGACAUGUAUGAUUUCCACUAUGAAUGACCCCAGCUCGAGGUCACAUUCUUUCCCAAGAAAAAGAAAAAGAAAAAGAAAAAGAAAACAAUAUUCUAUUCCCUUUGUAAU